Rotaria socialis is the source of this 1425-nucleotide messenger RNA. The record is from the annotation of a GenBank genome assembly. Lineage: Eukaryota; Metazoa; Rotifera; Eurotatoria; Philodinida; Philodinidae.
AUGAUACGUAAAUUGGAAAUAAUGCCAAAUGAAAUAUUUCUUAAUAUAUUUGGUUAUUUAUCAUGGGAUAAACUGUUAAUAUCAUUAUGGUCAUUAAAUAAACGUAUUAAUUCUCUUAUUUGUUUAAUAUUUUCGAAGAAGAAUAAUGGAAUUAUUUUUAAUCAAACAGAUUUAUCUUAUAAAACAUUUUCAUUAAUAAUAUUUCCACUGAUUUUAAAUUCAUCAUCGCUUUCUUCUGCUAUUAAAUAUAUUUAUUUUGAUGGAAUUAAUUCAAAUUCUUACAAACUUAUUUCACAAUCUCUUUUUCAUAAUAGUAUUAAUAAUAUUCUUUAUUUUCCUAAUUUAAAAUCACUUAAGAUUACCCGAUGUUUAUUAUCGGAAUCAUUAAUUAAAACAUUAUCUUUACUUAUUCAAUAUCAAUUGGAUCAACUUACAUUGUCAUUAGAUGAACACAUACUCGAAUUUAUUCGACAACCAGAAGUACUAUGUAGAUUUCCUGUUCAUAAAAGAAAAUUAAUGGUGAUGUUUAAAAAGCUCAUUAAUCAACUGUUUUCUGAUGACUGUCGACUAACGGUACUUCGACUUGAUAUUGCCGAUGAUGAAUUGUAUAGUAAUAUUCAUCAAUGUCUAAUAUUGUCUUCACAUCCUUCUACAAGUUCAAUGUCUAAUAAAAUUCAACAUAGUUGUUUGACACUUCGUUCUUUAUAUAUUCGUCUUGAAUAUACAUGUUUUCUUGAACAUCUUAUUGAACGAAUUCCCAAUAUUGAACGAUUGUCAGUUAUUUUUAAAGAAUCAAUGAACAUCGAACCUCGAUCGAAGUCAGAUAUUGAAAUAUUAAUGAACUCAAAUGGAAACUGGUUUGAAAAGGUACCAAAAUUGAAUUAUUUUACUUUAAAAACAUUAAUUAAAAAUGAUUUUGACUUGAUCUAUUUGAAAUGGAUUCUUAAUAAUCUUAAUCAUACCAGAAAAUUGAAACUUCAUCUUCAAAUUAAUAAAAUCUAUUCAUUCUCAGAUUCAGUAGCUAAAGAAUACGUUGUUGAUGCAAAUUUUAUUCGUCAAUAUUGUUUACCUGAUAUAAUAACAAAUAUAAAAGAUUUUUGCUUUUAUAUUGCUUCUCGAUGCCUAUUAUUAUCGUAUCAGAUUGAAAAAAUAAUAAAUUCAUUUAAAAUCGAUGAAUUUUUUAUUUCACGUCAUUUGACAAAUGUAACUUGUUUCUUUAAUCCAUUUAAUUCAUAUCAACAUCUUUCUUCUAACAUUGUUAAUAAACUUCAAUUUAUGAAUGGUUUAGUUUUUCAUCCAAAUAUUUUUACGUGGCCACAUAUUCAAGAUGUUUCCAUUGAUUUACAUCCAUCUCUUUUUUUAUUGCUUGAACGAUUUGAUGAAAUAUUUCCUAAUGUUUCUAACAUUCAAGUUUAUACAGGUUAA